UUAAAAUAAAAACCUAGAAGUGAAUAGUCUUUAAAGUGUUGCUUCUAAAUACCUGUUUUUUCUUUCUACAAAACAGCUUCGUGUUAUGUUGCAGCCAGAGUCGACCUUAUCUUCCAAACUAUUUAGACCAGUUCGAUAAGCAUUCUUUUGAUACGGUAUAAAGACGAAACAAAAUGUCUAUUUCCAACAAAUUAGCUCAAGCCGUGGUGGAAAGACUUCUAAGGCAGCGAUACUCCGAAGAGUUUUGCGAUGUAGUAAUCCGUGUUGAAAAAACGGAAUUCAGAUGUCACAAGUUCAUUCUUUCCGCCUGCUCCAAAUACUUCAAGGAACUAUUCGAAGAACAUACAGUAGAUGGUCAAGAUCUCGAAUUUACCAGCGCUGAAACUUUUAAUAAUGUUCUAAGCUGCAUCUAUGGCGGAAUCGAUAUUCUGAAAGAAUCGAAUCUGGAUAAAAUCUGGGAAGCUACAAAAUGGCUGAAGAUAGAUUUUUUGUAUGAAGCCUGUGAAGCUUUUCAGUCCGAGCGUGUUGAUAAAGAGAACUGUGUUGAAAUGAUCAAUCAAGCCAAAGAAAUGGAGUCGGAAAAAUUGAGAGACGAAUCCCUUCGUGUGAUCGUAACCGAAUUCCAAGAUGUAUCCAAGAUGGACAAUUUUGUUUCCCUGAAGCCGGAUGACUUUCUUGAUGUCCUCAACGAUCGGGACUUGAAUGUUGGCUGUGAAGACCAAGUGCUUAGCGCCAUUUUGAAAUGGAUGCAGCUUUCCCCUGAGCCCACUGAAACUAAAAGUAGAGUUAUUGUGGAUCUGUUAAAAGCAAGCAGGCUAUGUCUGGCGUCUGGAAGAGCUCUUCAGAACUUGAUGGAUGUCAAUGCUAUAGCAAAGAAUAGAAAAGCUUUUAACAUUAUCCGUGAAGCCUUGCGGUAUCACCAGCAUCCAGACAGACGUAGCUAUUACUGUCCAGCUCAAGCCGUUCAUAGAUCCAGCAGCGAUUAUCAAAAUGUUGUUGUCAGUGUUUCUAGAGAUCCAAAAGGAAGCUUUGUCAUGUCCUGCAGAGACAUCUACGAAGAUUGGUACAUGCUAGAUACUCCACCACAAGCAGAAUCGUUUACAUCUCAUGGCAAAUAUAUAUUUGCAAGUGGGCAAUCUCAGCCAUCAGGUUCCGACAUUAAAGUCUCUUUUCACAGAUAUAACACACAGACAGGAAAGUGGAGCCAACUUCCCCCUUUGAAAACCAGUGCCUCCAGGUACUCCUUAAUAUGUCUAGACAAUUUUCUGUACGCCGUGGGAAUAGCAGACUCUACCACGAUAUGCAGAAUGGACAUAUCCGAAUCUACGGAGUGGUCUAAAAUUGGUGAACUUUUGGUACCAGUGAACAACAUGGUGCUUACUACGUGCGAAAAUUCUCUCAUUAUUUUGGGGAACGAGAAGAACUCUAAAGAGAUUACCCUACAGAGUUUCGACUCUGUUUCCCUGACCAGCCACGUCUACGCCGAUAAACUAUCAGCCAACGCUACGAGUUUGACAACUUUCGACACUGGCAGAAAAACGUAUGUCCUGCUCUCCAACGGCGAAGUCUGGAAAGUGAUUGCAUGUGAUUCGAAAGGAGUGCAGAUGUAUCAGAAAGGAAAGCUUUUUGAAGACGUGAUCACACUGCACUCUGCAGUCACUUUCCAAGACACUGUCAUCAUUGCAGCCAGCAACGUUCUUAACCCUCAGAUGAAGAAGAGAUUUGAAACGCAAAUUCUCGACCAAGUGAAAUCUGUAGAAAUUAUACAACGCCCAAGCAGGUGCUUGAUAAAUGCAGCUAUUCCCAGAAAUCUUUUGUCUCGACCAGAGCCUUAAGUAGGAGCUGAAACCUGCAUGAGGAGUAUAGUUCCUUUUUUUUUAAUCUUUCAACAUAUAUUUAUCAGCAUAAUUUUUUUAUUACAAUGUAUAAUUUUGGGAAAAAAAAUUUGGUGUAUUUUUCGGUUUUAAAACAAAGCAAAUAUAGAUGUGAUAUUAUUUAUGAUUUGUUUAUAUGCACAAAUUGGUAUUAAUUCCACAGAAUGAAAAGCUUUAUUGCUUUUUAGAAAGAAACAUCAUUUUUUAAAUGAAAAAUUGUGAGAAACAUUGCUAUUUCAUUCAGGUCUAUUUUAAAUCAUUCUAAGAUUUGUUAUCAUCAUGAAACACACAUAUCUACUUUUAUGAGUUGAUUACACAUUUUAUAAAUUUGCUUGCCGUUGCGACAAUCUAAGAUCGGUCUACAUUUGUAUCUAGCCAUUAAGACAAGCAAAAUAUGUUUAAAAGCAAAACUUACCUAAGGGAAGAACCAUAAAUUCACUGCGAUAUAUCUCCUCAUUAAUGUAGGAAUAAGCGCCCCUCAACGUUUUACAUUUAAAACCAAUGUAAUUAGUUACCACUGAUUGAUAGACUCGUUAAUUUUUUGCACAGUUUUUUAUUUUUACUUGAUCCGAAAAUGGUUAGUUGGAGACAAAACGACACUACAGGACGUAUUGAUGGGAAUCUAUAAUAUUAUCUGCCAUGUAGAUGGCAAGGUCUGAUAGAGAAAACUGUACUAUUUUUACUAUUGCAUAUUUGUAAAAUACCAUCGACUAAGACUAAGACUGCUUUAUUGAUCCUUACGGAAAUUUGUUGUGAUUACAGGGACUCUUUCCUCAUAGGAAGACAACACAACUGACUGGUAUAUCGAUACAUAUCUUUAAUUAACGUACGUAUUCGCAUGAAAUUUCGUACACAGGUUCCUUUUACCCCCCCCCUCACUCCCAAGAUGCUUGCUAUGAACUAAAUUUUGACAUAUUCGCAGCUUGACGACAGCUAAUAGCGAAAAAACCGCAAGCUUUUUAUCAAACCUUUUUAUUUUACUUUCGAUAUUUCCCAAAAAGCCGCAAUCUAUAAAUAAAGGAUUUUUAAAAUUUGACACAAAAUCCGAAUUUGUUUUCCCUAAGUCCAUUUUAUUUUUAAGAAUAACUCCAUAGAUCAGGCCAAUCCUUUUAAAAAGUUGCAUUUCAAUUAUAUUUCAACGUGAUUCUACACAUAUUUAAAUGCAUUUGAGUGUCCUAACAAUAUUGGUUCAUGUCUGUUUCUUCAAAUCUGAACUUGGCUUCUUUGUGAUUAAACCAGGCUCAGAGAAACAAAACAAAGGCAAGCGAACGAUUCUUAGAUCCAUAUUACUCAAGCGAAAAUGUUAUUGUACCAUUUUAUUAUGUACUGGUAUCCUUUUUAUAAUGUAAUUCCCCUUUCAGAUCACGUGGUGUAUAGGGCAGAUAAUGUUAAGGCGAUCUGUUUCUGUGGCCUCAGGUUAAAAAGGAUGUCAUAUCAGAGCCGGCCCUGGAUAAUUGGAGGUCCUAGGCGAAGUGAAUUUGGUGGCCUCAAAUGAAAUAAAGAAAAAAGUUACACCGAAAAAAUAACACAAUUUAUUAAAAAAUAAAAUAACACAAUUUAUUAAAAAU
Biomphalaria glabrata is the source of this 3442-nucleotide messenger RNA. RefSeq names its product kelch-like protein 24. The transcript is spliced from 2 exons. The coding region runs from base 174 to 1835 and encodes 553 amino acids. NCBI's taxonomy places the organism in Eukaryota, Metazoa, Mollusca, Gastropoda, Planorbidae. Gene Ontology annotation, molecular function: protein binding. The record is from RefSeq and is a predicted model, not a curated record.